AAUUAUAUUAAAUACUUUCCCAACUCUCUUGUGAAGUCUGGAAUCAAUCAUCAAUCCCUGUAACUUAACAUGCUGUAGAAUUACAGUGCUCGGGACCAAUCCAUGCCUUGGCAGGAAGUUCCAAGCAUGUCAUGCAACUCUGAACAAUAGUUUUGUAACCUGGCCUGCCAGUACAGAACCAACUCACCAAUUAUCCAAUCUAAAGUGACAAAUGGUGAAAUCCUAUGCAGAGCUACUUCAGUCUAAGCCUACUGAUGUUAACUCUGGACUGACUCUAUGGAGGACUGCACCAUACAUUGCUAUGAACUUUGAAGGAAAGUCUCUCUGUCAACAGUUCCCAAUGAACUGAAGCAAGCUGAAAACAAUCCCUUCCUGCAGCAGACAGGACCAGAGGCUGACUUAAUGAAGGGAGGUGUUCUUCUUCCAGAUCUUGGCACUUCAGUGGUGUGGAAGAAUGCCACUUAAAUGGUUUGAUUCCCUAUAAUCAAAAGCUGAUGGUAAUGGAGUUUUAGUCUAUGAACCUUUGUACCAUCUCGGUGGAGUAAGGUACAACCAUUCUUUUGAUGCCUAAAAGCACUUUGCUUUAUUGCAUGAGGAAUGUGCAGUUGUCACUCAGUUGUUAAAGAUCCACAUAUUUUCUCCUCUUCCAGAAUAUAUUUUGUGGGGAAACAGCAUUUUCACACCAAUAAACCGCAAUAUUUUGAUUGACUGAUUACCCCUUCUCAUCAGUAGUAUGAACUGCCGCGUGCAAUAUAUUCGAGAAGCUUUACACAUAUGUCUGUGGGCUAAUGCCUGUGAUACUGCUGCUAAUGGGCAAGUCACUCUUCUUCCAAACCCACUGCACUUUGGUGAAUUUCAGAUAAAUUCACAGCCCACUGGUCACUAGUAAGCCUUCUUCUACCGUUGAAUUACCCUACCAUUCUGGAAGCCUCUUUGUUUAGUCUUUUCCCCCUUUUAAAAUCCUUCUCUAAAAUGCACUCCAGCACCGGAGCCGCUGAGUAUGUUCAAUCUGGCCGAUCGCGAAGCAUUUAAUCCAUUCUUGUUCUGCGACUGCAUGCUUAAUCGGGAGCACAUCUCACAUUGUUCUACGGAAAUCAACAGGAUCGCAUCCCGAAUCGGCUGAAUCCCAUCGUCUAGAAAACCAUCUUCUCUGCCUUUAUAAAUCCUUUUGAAGAAUUGUCACCAAGGCGCGAGAGAUGGGGCAAUUCUCCCAACUAUGGGGAGCGGAGGCUUCAACCACUGGCACUACGCAAGCGUCAUGGAAACGAGCACGCCCACUUACAUCGAGUAGCGGAACUUCACGCACGGCUUCCCCCAUCCUUCUCGCUUUUCCGUCAGGAGAGGCCGCGAUUGCUCAGAAAACAAGUGGCGGAGAGAAAAGCCAACCUUUUAGUUCGACUUCGCGGCGUGACGUCACCUCCCCGGGCCCGGAAGUGGAACUCGAAAAUCGCCGCGUCUCUGAUCUGAGAGAGGAGGAGGGGGCGCGUGGAUGAGGGCGGGACAAGCCAUAACAAAACAGUGAGGCGAGCAACGGCGACGCGUCUCCCGGUAACAAGUCCUUGCUCCGCCCCUCCCCCCGUCGCCGGGAAGGGAGGCAGCAGCUCAUCUACUCAAGAUUGAUGUAUGUGUCCUCCAUUGCGUUAAUUUGGUUGAGAAUUUGGAUAAGCAUGGCACAGAUCCAACAAGGAGGCCCUGAUGAAAAAGAGAAGACUACAGCAUUAAAGGGUACAAAUUAAUUUGGAACUUCUCCGUAGGCACUUCGUACACUGUGUUCUGAUGAACUGUAAUUUUGUGGUUAGUAAAGCAGAUUUGUUAUCUAGAAUAGACUUGGAUGAACUAAUGAAAAAGGAUGAGCCACCUCUUGAAUUUCCUGAUACUCUUGAAGGAUUUGAAUAUGCCUUUAAUGAAAAGGGACAGUUAAGACAUGUAAAAACUGGAGAGCCAUUUAUUUUUAACUACCGUGAAGAUUUGCAUAGAUGGAACCAAAAACGCUAUGAAGCUCUUGGUGAGAUCAUCACUAAGUAUGUAUAUGAACUUCUGGAAGAAGAAUGUCAUUUGAAAAAAGUAUCUAUACCUGUAGAUGCAAUUGAAAGUGAACCCAGGAGUUUUAUCUUUAUGAGUGAAGAUGCAAUGAUAAAUCCUGACAAACUGAUGAUUUUAAUUCAUGGUAGUGGUGUUGUCAGAGCUGGACAAUGGGCAAGGAGGCUUAUUAUAAAUGAAGAUUUGAACAGUGGUACGCAGAUUCCAUAUAUUAAAAGGGCUAUUGAGGAAGGCUAUGGGGUAAUAGUGCUGAAUCCAAAUGAGAACUAUAUUGAAGUUGAAAAGACAAAAGCCCAAGUACAGCUGUCUUCUGAUACUUCAGAUGAACCCGCAGAAAAGAGAGAAAGAAAAGAUAAAAUCCAAAAAGAUACAAAGAAGCGGCGUGACUUUUACGAAAAAUAUCGGAAUCCACAAAAAGAAAAGGAAACUAUGCAGUUGUAUAUUAGAGAAAAUGGCUCUCCUGAAGAACAUGCAAUUUAUGUAUGGGAUCACUUUAUCUCUCAGUCUGCAGCUGAAAAUGUAUUUUUUGUGGCUCAUAGUUAUGGUGGCCUUGCAUUUGUCGAAUUGAUGAUUCAACGAGAGGCAGAAGUAAGAAACAAAGUUACAGCUGUUGCAUUAACAGAUUCCGUUCACAAUGUGUGGCAUCAGGAAGCUGGCAAAACUAUUCGGGAGUGGAUGCGUGAGAAUUGUUGUAACUGGGUAUCGAGUUCAGAACCACUGGAUACAUCAGUUGAGUCCAUGUUACCAGACUGCCCACGUGUCUCUGCAGGUACGGAGAGGCACGAGCUGACCUCCUGGAAGAGCUUCCCGUCGAUCUUCCGGUUCCUCGGCGAAGCGCUGGAGGCGAAGCAGAGCUCGGGCAAAGGGGUUCCGACGCGGCGCUCGCAGAGGAUCCGCUACGAGGAGCUGUAGGGGCGGGCGGGCGGGAGGCGCUCGGCAGCCCCAGUCCCUCUCAUUAGAUUGUUUUCUUGCGAGAGCGCCGGGUCGCCGUGUCUACAUCUAAGUAGCGUUUUGCAUUAUUUCUAGAUGAGUGCAACUGUCAAAGCAAUAUGGGUUCACUGGUUGUGCUUCCUGUGGGCUGUAGCUGGGAUCGCGGGCUGCCCGUCAGUGCGCAGAUUAAGGCUGACAGCAGCACCGCUCCGCGCAGCCUGGUGCAGCUCUAAUUGCCCUGACAUCGCCCCGCACCGAGCUGAUGGCGGGCUGCCGCGCCUCCGCCCGGUCCUA
Messenger RNA from Heteronotia binoei (common prickly gecko), 3264 nucleotides. RefSeq names its product ARB2 cotranscriptional regulator A (gene ARB2A). The record is from RefSeq and is a predicted model, not a curated record. Gene Ontology annotation, biological process: regulatory ncRNA-mediated heterochromatin formation. Gene Ontology annotation, molecular function: siRNA binding. Bases 1777 to 2952 code for a protein of 391 amino acids. Gene Ontology annotation, cellular component: nucleus. The transcript is spliced from 11 exons. Lineage: Eukaryota; Metazoa; Chordata; Lepidosauria; Squamata; Gekkonidae.